CUAAAAAAAAAAUUGAUUAGGCAAGAAAGAAAAAGAAGCCGAAAAGAUAAAGGCUAAAAAGCAAAUUGGAGAGAGAGAAAACGAUGAACAUGCCCCCCACCGCUCUCCAAUACAUCGUUUGUUCUUCACCGGCGACGAAACACAGCGAAGCAACAAUAAUGUCACACCAUCAAUUUUCUCUCGAACAACGUGAUGCACCAAUCGAACCUUCAAUCUCCAAGCAAAGAAAGAAGAGGAAGUGGGAUCAGCCUGAUGAGUCUUUAAUCUCAUGUGGAGUUGUUCUAUCUGGAAUGUUGCCUAUGAACACUGUUGGAUACCCUGGUGUUGCUCUUCCAGGAACAGUUUCAGCUUCUUGUUCUCCUACAACAAGUUCAACGAAAGUUGGUUAUGUCAGUAUCCAGGCAUCAGUAGUGCAGCAACAAGCUGCUGCAGUGGUCCAAAAGCUGAAUCAGCCAAAGAUUCAGGAGGAGCUCAUUAUAGCAAGAGAAAUAGUUAUAAACGAUGCAGAUCCUGCCAUGCGCUACAAGCUCACAAAACGUCAUACACAGGAAGAGAUCCAGAAGUGCACUGGUGCAGUCGUAAUAACUAGGGGAAAGUAUCGACCACCCAAUGCAGUACCAGAUGGUGAAAAACCACUCUACCUUCACAUAUCUGCUGGUGCUCAUUUAAAAGAGACAGCAGAACGGAUCCUUGCAGUAGAUCGUGCAGCUGCCAUGGUUGAGGACAUACUGAAACAGGUUUCUCAGCCACUGAGCACAUGUGUAUAUCUGGGCUUUGAUGCGGAUUUAUCACCAAAUGUUGCUGCAAGGAUACGUGGCCCAAAUGACCAGUAUAUAAAUCACAUUAUAAAUGAAACAGGAGCAAUGGUUGUACUACGUGGACGUGGUUCAGGGUAUCUUGCAAACACUCAGGGUGAAGAGGGACAGCAGCCUCUACAUUUAUGGUUGUCAAGUAACAAUCAAAAGAGCCUUGAAGAUGCAAAACUUUUGGCAGAAAAUCUUUUGGAUACAAUCAGUCGAGAGUGUGGUGCUAGCAGGGCCGCAUCAUGUAAAUUUUACAGUGCUGUUCCACCCCCACAGCAAUUGUUGGUUGGUGUUCAAAGUUCAGGGGCAGAAGUUCAUUCCACCUUGAGUUCUUCGGCAAGCAUUGCUUGCUCAGCUUCAGCUUCUAUGCCAGGUUUACCUGUCCCUUCAGCUGUAGCCCCAGUGGUCCCAGCUGCUUUUCCUUAUGGGCAGGUAAUGCAGCCUGGAGCACUGCUUUCUUCUGGUCACCCCCAGACAAACGGGAUUCCCUAUUCCCAGUCACCAUUGAGUGCCUGUACUAGCUACAGUGCAUAUGCUGGAAUAUAUCCACAGGCUACACCUCUGCAGCAAGUUGCAUUAGCUCUUAGACAAUCAGGUCCAGUCUCUUCAACAGUUGCUUCUGCAACGUCGGCUACAAUGGUGAUGCCCAAAAAAUCAUCAGAAUCAGAGAAGAGGCCUCCACUGAAGCGGAAAUUCCAAGAGUCACCUGCGGCCUUCAAGGGAGUUGCAGUAUCCCAACAGGUAUUUUCUCUGACCUCUAUGAAGUUAACAGGCUGAUAUUGGACCUCUCUAUUGGAAUGUUUUCACAGGGUUUGCAGCUCAGUUGGGGGACAUCCUCAUGUGGACUUUUGAGUGCUUCAGUUCCUGAUUGUCUAUUGGAUUAGUCUUUCUGGUUGUUGAAUUUGCUAAAUAUGUUGUUUCUUUAUCUUCACCCUUCUAGAUGCUAUUUGUGUAGUCUGAUAUCUCACAUUCUAUCUAGCAUCUUUAGGAACCUCCUUUUGGUAGCAGCAACAAAAUAUUUGCCAGCAUACAGUUCGCAAUUGUGCCCUCCAGCUUCCCAAGUUUUUCUUCGUUUCUUCCCUCCUGCGUUUCGUACAGAGUAGCUUUCUAAGAGAUGAAUAGAUUUUUGAGGAUCUUUAUCUUGAUCACACUUUGCUAUUAUUUAAUAGAUAGUUGCCUUGCCGUCGUUUAAAAUAUGAACUGCGUAUUACAGAUCUCUCUGCUGAUUUAUUUCUCUCCCUGCCUCGUUUGCCUCUGAUUAACAAUAUUACCUCUGUUCUAUCUCUUGCAAGCUCAAGCUUUCAUUUGCUGGCAUUAAAGUUACAAUGUUGUUCCUUCAAGCCAAAAAGUGAAGCAAGGAGGAAGUUUUAAAGGGAGAUGACGUCUUUCAUUUAAUGAAUAUAGCUGGAUAUAGCAUUUCUACCUUUGUAUUCUCAUGAACAUUAUAUCUAUUGUAUUUAUGAACUUGUUACAGGAAUUAGAUCUACAAGACUCAUGUAAAUGUCUAUCGAGUAUGGAGAAGAAUAAAUACGACACAACACUCCCACCACCCUCUUUGAAAAGCCUGCUGCCUCCUCCUCCUCCAAGGAGUGUUUCCUCAACGCCUUCCCUGGACUCAAGAAAAGGGCCGCUGCCGCCUCAUCCACCGAAGAGCAUGCAUCCAGCACCACCUCCACCUAAGUUUGAUUCAUCAGUCUCUGACGACAG
Molecule: messenger RNA, 2510 nt
Organism: Beta vulgaris subsp. vulgaris (sugar beet)
Lineage: Eukaryota; Viridiplantae; Streptophyta; Magnoliopsida; Caryophyllales; Amaranthaceae
Product: protein RIK
Exons: 11
Coding region: 84-1580 (498 amino acids)
Cellular component (GO): nucleus
Molecular function (GO): RNA binding
Source: RefSeq, a predicted model, not a curated record